Molecule: messenger RNA, 1032 nt
Organism: Anoplophora glabripennis (Asian longhorned beetle)
Lineage: Eukaryota; Metazoa; Arthropoda; Insecta; Coleoptera; Cerambycidae
Product: fatty acid synthase-like
Exons: 5
Coding region: 58-1032 (324 amino acids)
Biological process (GO): fatty acid biosynthetic process
Molecular function (GO): 3-oxoacyl-[acyl-carrier-protein] synthase activity; fatty acid synthase activity
Source: RefSeq, a predicted model, not a curated record
ACCAAUCAAAUAACUACAUUUAAAUAUAACAAUAGUUGCUUUUUCAUUAGACUGGAAAUGUUUGAAAAACGAAAAUGUGGUACUGGUGGCGGAAAUGAACAAACCAUGGAUUAUAAUCUGAAAGGAGGAAGAAUGAUAUCAGAUCCUUUACAAGGAGAAGAAAUUGUUAUAUCAGGUUUAUCCGGCGCUUUUCCAAAUUCGAUGAACGUCAACGAAUUUAAAGAAAACUUAUUUAAUAAGGUAAAUAUGGUAACGCCAAAUCGAAGAUGGGACUAUGACCACCCCGAAAUGCCAACACGUUCUGGGACUAUUCCUGAAAUCGACAAAUACGAUUCUGGAUAUUUUGGUGUACAUGAGAGACAAUCUCAUUCUCUGGAUACGAUGACUAGUCUUCUUCAAGAAAGAACGAUCGAGGCUAUCUUUGAUGCAGGAAUGCACCCUUCAGAUCUCGAAGGCACCAACACUGGUGUUUUCGUUGGGUCAUGCUUCAGUGAGAACGACAAGGUGUGGUACUGGGAUAAUAUGGCGAGUCAAACUUACGCAGUGACGGGAUCGGAGCGAUCCAUGAUGGCACAUCGGCUCAGUUACUUUUUAAAACUGAAAGGGCCGUCAUAUAGAUUAGACUCUGCUUGCAGCAGUUCUUUGUACGCUCUGGAGCACGCAUAUAGGGCUAUUCGGCUUGGAGAAGUCGACGCUGCAAUUGUGGCCGGUACACAACUUUGUUUACAUCCUUUCGUGACAAUGCAGUUUUCAAGGUUGGGAGUUUUAAGUCACGACGGCGUAUGCAAAUGUUUCGACGCUCGAGGUGAUGGCUAUGCGAGAUCAGAAGCGGUCAUUUCUGUAGUCCUACAAAAAUCUAAAUCUGCUAAAAGGGCCUACGGGCAACUGGUCCACAUCGGAACAAACUCCGAUGGAUACAAAGAGCAAGGCAUAACAUUUCCAUCGGCUCCCGCUCAAAUAGAUCUACUGACCGAAUUUUAUAAUCAAUGCGACGUAGACAAGUGCAGUUUGAGCUAUCUAGAGNUUUUAUAA